Messenger RNA from Aspergillus ochraceoroseus IBT 24754, 667 nucleotides. RefSeq names its product SRP9/SRP21 family protein. Gene Ontology annotation, biological process: SRP-dependent cotranslational protein targeting to membrane. The record is from RefSeq and is a predicted model, not a curated record. The transcript has 2 exons. The coding region runs from base 21 to 533 and encodes 170 amino acids. NCBI's taxonomy places the organism in Eukaryota, Fungi, Ascomycota, Eurotiomycetes, Eurotiales, Aspergillaceae. Gene Ontology annotation, cellular component: signal recognition particle, endoplasmic reticulum targeting.
ACCGAGAAGAAAGAAAGACAAUGCCAUACCUACCCACCUCGCAAUCCUACCUGGAACAAUCCUCUCUCCUCCUCCAAGCAUACCCAGACACGACCCGAAUCACAACAAAAUACACCUUCCCCUCCGCAUCCACGCCGUCGUCGUUAUCAUCACCAUCCACCCGCACCCAACAAUCCCACCCCCCGCCCUCAGAUCCCCAAGCAGGAGGACCACCGACAUCGACGCAAUCAAACGCAACCCUGACGCUGAAAACCUUCAACCCCGAAGCUGGGAUCUGUCUGAAGUACCAGACGAAUAAAGCCGCGGAGGUCGGGCGGCUGAUUACCUCGUUGGGAAAGUUAGCGGCCGGUGCGGAUGUGAGUGUGUUGGGGGGGUCGAGUGCUGCUGUUGCUGUUGGUGGUGGUGGUGCGGCGGGGGAUGUAGAGAUGGUGGAUGCUGGGGAAGAGGGUGUGGCUACGGCGACGGCGACGACGACGACGGCCGCUGGGAAGGGUGGGAAGUCCAAGAAGAAAAGUGAAAAGGGGAAGAAAUAAUAAAGUUAUGCAUAGCUAAGAAUGUCCUGAUUUGAAUCAUAUGGAUUAAUUACGUUACUGUAAUGUGAUAUGGGGAGAGUUAUUUUCAAAGUAGAUGGAACUCGUACAAGAGAAAGAUAUUAUUAUAACAGCGC